Molecule: messenger RNA, 495 nt
Organism: Peronospora belbahrii
Lineage: Eukaryota; Oomycota; Peronosporomycetes; Peronosporales; Peronosporaceae
Source: the annotation of a GenBank genome assembly
AUGUCGACGCUGCCAUUUCGUACCGAACCAACAGCAUUACGACGUUAUUUACGGGCACAGAGCGUGGAGACAAUAUGUCACGAGAUUAUGCCGAGUUUUCUGUCGAAUUUGCGUCAUUUUCCAGCUCUCGGAGACGAGAAAACCAGUAAUUCAGUACCUCUCGAGUCCAUUGGCGAAUUUCUUGAUACAAUUCUAUUGGCGCCUAUUGAUCAUGUACUGAUUCAAGAUAAUUCACAUCCUGACAUGGCUACAUUUAACUCUUCGCGUGAUGUAUUUCCACCAAUCCCACGCGAGCAUUUUUUCCUCACGUAUCAAUCCAAAACCACGGCGCAAGUGCUAUGUGGCUACAUUUUUCAACGCAAUGACAUUGUUUUUAACUGUAAAACGUGUCAAUCGGAUGAAACGUGUGUCUUGUGUCUCAAAUGCUUUCAAAAUGGAAAUCAUCAAGGUCAUGAGGUUUUUUUUUCAUCGAACAAGUCCAGGUGGAGUGUGUGA